AGUCAAGUCUAACUGAUCAGCAGGGACGAAAAUAGAUUACUCAAAUAUUUAUUUUUCUAUUCUUGUUUUGUUUAAUUGGCCUGGCAUUGGAAUGCGAAAACAAAGACUUGCUUAAUCUUUGAGAGGUUCUCUCUCUCCCCCUCUCACAUAGAUGGCUUAUGUACCGGCAGCUCUGCUCUUACUCUCUGCUUUAAUUGUCUUGAUCAAUGAUAAUAUUAUUGUAAAGGCUGCGAGAAAUGAGUCCCAUGUCAUCAAAUUGGGUUCCUCUCUAUCCCCGGAUUCUAACCUGAGUUCAUGGCUCUCACCUUCUGGCCGGUUUGCCUUUGGUUUCUAUCGACAAGGCAGCGGCUUCACUGUUGGGAUAUGGCUUGUUAAUGACCUUAAUCAGACUGAGCAAAGCAUAGUCGUCUGGACUGCACGGCGAGAUGAUCCGCUUGUCUCCUCCAACUCUACGCUACGGCUAACGGGAGACGGUCUGCUUCUUCAAACUGAGCAAGGUGAACAAGUACCCAUUGCCAGUAAUUUUUCAACAACAGCAAGUUCAGCUGCUAUGCUUGAUUAUGGAAACUUUGUAGUCUAUGAUAAUCGUUCUAAGGUUAUCUGGCAGAGCUUUGAUUCCCCAACUGAUACCAUACUGGGGGGUCAAAAUCUGACUGCUGGCACAUAUUUGGUAUCUAGUGUGUCUGCAUCCAACCACUUUAGCGGACGAUUUUCGCUGCAGAUGCAGAGUGAUGGAAACCUCGUUUCUUACCCGGUAAAUAUCUCCAACACUCCCGAAAAUGCUUAUUGGUCUUCCGGCACUGUUGGUUCCGCGCAACUGCUCAGUCUGAACGCAUCAGGUUUUCUCGUUUUGAUUCCUGAAACUGCACAUCCCUUGGCCACUGGCUCAUACCAUGCCCAUGAUGACGGAACUAUUAUCCACCGUGCAACGCUGGAUGCCGAUGGGAUUUUCAGAUUGUACUUGCACAAUUACUCUGUGAUGAGCCCCAGCUCAAGGGUGUCGAUUGUUUGGUCCAAUUUGCAUAACCAGUGUGAAGUCAAAGGUUUCUGUGGCUUAAACAGGUAUUGUGCAGUCCUGGAAAAGACGAACAAAACUGAGUGUCAAUGUUAUCCCGGUUUUGUAAUCAACCCCGUUGAUAUGUUUCCAGGCUGCUAUCAGAAUGCUAGUGACGAUGGCUGCACUGGCAAUGAAGACCCACGGCUGCGGUACAAGGUAGCUUCUGUCCACAAUAUAUCAUGGCCCAUUGACCAUCCUUAUUCAGUGGUGCCAUUGAAGAACCCGCAAGUUUGUAGCGACUCUUGCCUGGAAGACUGUAGUUGUAAGGCAGCGCUAUAUACUAAUGGCAAUUGCAACAAAUACAAGCUACCACUUAGAUCUGGUAUAAGAAGCCCAGAUACAACAGGAUUCAUCAAGGUAGAUGCAACACACAAUCUGCAGUUUCACAAUCCAAUGGCUACCAGAAAUUCGACAUUGGUGAAAUACGAAACCAAGAAUAGUCAUGGCUUGAUUGUAAUUCUUGCUGUGAGUCUGGGUUCCAUUGCAUGCGUAUGUUUUUCCUUUGCAGUCUCCAGUUUCAUCAUAUACAUGCACCGACUUCAGAGGUACAAGAAGCUGUUGGAUCAUACCAAAGUGGGAUUGGCUGAAGAAUUGUUCAGUUUACAAUCGUUUUCUUACACAGAGCUUGAAAACGCAACUCAUGGCUUCAAGGAAGAGUUAGGAAGGGGCACUUUUGGAGCUGUUUACAAAGGAACUCUGUCAACUAGCAACAAAAUUGUUGCUGUUAAAAGGCUCGAGAAAGUUGUGGAAGAAGGAGUGAGGGAAUUCAAAGCUGAAAUCACUACUAUUGGACGAACUCAUCACAGAAACUUGGUUCAGUUGCUUGGUUUCUGUAUCGAAGGCUCCCAAAAGCUUCUUGUAUAUGAAUACAUGAGCAGUGGCUCGCUUGCACAUCUUCUUUUUAAUAAGGCCGCGACCGUGCGCCCUUCCUGGAGAGAAAGGGUAGGAAUUGUGUUGGAUGUGGCUAAAGGGGUGCUCUAUUUACACGAAGAGUGCGGUGUGCAUAUUAUACACUGCAAUUUGAAACCCCAAAACAUACUUCUGGAUCACUCUUGGACUGCCAAGAUCUCCGAUUUCGGUUUGGCGAGGCUGUUAGUGCCAAACGAUCAAACAAAAAUAGCUGCCGGAGUCGAACAGAGAAGCGGUUACUUGGCACCUGAAUGGCAGAAGAACGCCCUGAUAUCAGUAAAAUCAGACAUCUAUAGUUUUGGUAUUGUGCUUUUGGAGACUGUAUGCUGCAGAAAAAACAUAGAGUUAAAAGUUUCAGUUCCAGAUGAGAUGAUUCUUUCUAGUUGGGCAUAUAAAUGCUUUAAGGCCGGAAAAUUAUACGAGCUUGUAGAAGAUGACGAACAAAAUGUGGAUUUGAAGACACUAGAAAGAAUGGUAAAAGUGGGGCUGUGGUGUGUUCAGGACGACCCAGCUCUGCGUCCCCUCAUGAAGAACGUAAUCUUGAUGUUGGAAGGGACAACGGAUAUACCAGUCCCUCCAUCUCCAGAGCUUCCCCAAGCCUGUUGACUGUUGAUUUAUCUUUGUUUUAAGCAUUGAAGUAAUGUAUAUGCAUAUUUGUCAAGGGAAUCAAAUAAUCUUGAUUUGAUAUAUGGAUAUAGCUAGACUCAUUCAUAUUUUAAUUUGGUGUAGCUUGGAAAAUCUCUAGAUUUCUUUCUUUCUUUUUAAUUUUCUGCUGUUUGUAUCAUGUCAAAUAAAACGUUUCUAGACUUUAAUUGAUUAUAAUUUUAAUGUUAA
Prunus persica (peach) is the source of this 2800-nucleotide messenger RNA. RefSeq names its product G-type lectin S-receptor-like serine/threonine-protein kinase LECRK3. The transcript has a single exon. The coding region runs from base 152 to 2572 and encodes 806 amino acids. Gene Ontology annotation, molecular function: ATP binding; protein serine/threonine kinase activity. Lineage: Eukaryota; Viridiplantae; Streptophyta; Magnoliopsida; Rosales; Rosaceae. The record is from RefSeq and is a predicted model, not a curated record. Gene Ontology annotation, biological process: protein phosphorylation.